AUGUCAGCAACAACACAUCCAUCUGAGGCUCGAUCCCUGACGAAGCGGCCUGAGACUUCUUUGGGAAUCCAACGCAAGAGGAAGGCGCCUUCAAGCAAUGAGGAAGUGUCUGCGGCGACGCCACCGGUCAUAGAAUCCGUCCUGUCUGGUGCAGAAGUGAGCACUCAAGAAAUGGCGAAAUCAGCUUGCAUGGGCUGCAGGAACAAGAAACGAAAAUGCAACCGGUUGAAGCCAGCUUGUGGCCAGUGUGUGAAGGACAAUCGACCAUGCACCUACCCGAACAUCCAAGAGACAGCAACCACAGGGUCCAUCGGAGACAUCGUCAAUCAUCCGAUGGUUCUUAGAAGUGAGGCAGUGAUCUCCAUUCCGGUCAUGUCAGAUGCGUCGACACAGACGUCCCAUUCGAGAGAGUUCAGGGACAUUGCCAUACAGACGCACGCAGCUGAGCCAGACAAAAUCGAGGUUGACAUGAAGGACGAGGGAACAGACCCGUGCAAUCAGUACAUUGAUGCUUCGAUGGAAACAGAAGGGUGUGACGACAUCUGGCUUCCUUUCGCCCAAGCCGCUGAGGUGGUUGUUUGGGCCUGUAGACGCUCCGAGGAGCAGAGACCGAAGGCUGUCGAAAUCUUCAAGAUCAUUGAUCCUUCCCACGAAGGCUACCAGAGCCAAGUUGAGCAGGCUGGGGUGUACGCUGCCAAAUUCGAGACAGAGCUCCGAGAGAAGUGUGAGCGGGUUUUGAGAAGGUGA
Messenger RNA from Diaporthe citri, 747 nucleotides. RefSeq lists its product as uncharacterized. Gene Ontology annotation, biological process: regulation of DNA-templated transcription. Gene Ontology annotation, cellular component: nucleus. The transcript has a single exon. NCBI's taxonomy places the organism in Eukaryota, Fungi, Ascomycota, Sordariomycetes, Diaporthales, Diaporthaceae. The record is from RefSeq and is a predicted model, not a curated record. Gene Ontology annotation, molecular function: DNA-binding transcription factor activity, RNA polymerase II-specific; zinc ion binding. Bases 1 to 747 code for a protein of 248 amino acids.